Molecule: messenger RNA, 2973 nt
Organism: Mytilus trossulus (common blue mussel)
Lineage: Eukaryota; Metazoa; Mollusca; Bivalvia; Mytilida; Mytilidae
Product: cilia- and flagella-associated protein 298-like
Exons: 8
Coding region: 152-1024 (290 amino acids)
Biological process (GO): regulation of cilium movement
Source: RefSeq, a predicted model, not a curated record
AAACGGAAGAACCGUUAGCGCGAUCCUGUAAUGUUUACAUCUGGCAACGUGCUUGUUUGGAUCUGUUUCUGUCCAGAAAAUUCUAUGCAGUUUUGAGAAUCGUUUGAAUAUACAUCCAUAUACAUCCUUGACUGAAGAAACAACAUAGAGAAUGGUAAAGUUACACAUUAAGAAAGGAGAUGAGAGCCAGUUUCUCUAUGAAACAACAGUGGAGAUGCCUGUAGAUGAUUUGGUAAAGGAUGUUUCAGCCAUAUACAAUGGCAGACUUAAAGUCCAGAGACUCUGUGCAGAAAUGGAAGAACUUGCCAAACAUGGAGUUACGUUACCUCCAAACAUGCAAGGUUUAACCGAGGAACAACUUGUGGAAUUAAAACUUAAAGAUGACUGGGGAGAGAAGUGUAUACCAAGUGGAGGUUGGAUAGAAUUUAAAGACCCGCUGACAAUUAGGAAUGGAAAAGCACCACAGAAGAACAUGGCAGAUUUGAUAAACAAGACAAUAAAAGAAGCCAAAGACAUGAUAUCAAAGAAAAAGGUGCAAUCAGACGAUUUAGUUACUCAAGCCACAGUCAAAGAAGCACUAGACAUAUUACGUGGUGCUAUAAUGAUUGUAUAUCCAAUGGGAUUACCACCUCAUGACAAAAUCAAACAGGAGAUUGAAAAUGAAGAGGAUUUGUCUGGAACACAGGCUUCUUUAGACGUAAUUGAAGAGGAAAACGCAUCAAUUUGGUUCUCAGGAAAAGAAAUGUUAAGAGGAAAGAAACUGAAAGAUUUUGCUGGAAAGAAUGAAAAGACAAAAAUUAUAGCAAAAAUUCAAAAGAGAGGACAAGGAGCUCCUGGCAGGGAACCAGUUGUUAGUGAAGCUGAACAGAAACAAAUGAUGGCAUAUUACUAUAAGAAACAGGAAGAAAUGAAGAAACUUGAUGCAGAAAGUGAGGAGGCUUACUUAGAUUCAGAUUGGGCUGACAAUGCAGCACUUAAGAGAAACUUCCACGGACUCAAUAACAUCAAAUGGGGACCGAAAUAGGGCUGUAAUGUUUAUGACAACCAUCCAUGUGUUCAAAAUAACUAAGGAAGAUGUAUCUGUGCUACAUAUACUUCUGUAUGAAAUUUAUCAUAUGUACUGGCUCUGUUUCUAAGAUAAUAUUAUAUACAUUAAUGAAUUUACCAAGCUAAAUGUUACACCAAACAGUAUAUUAUGAUGUUUAAAAUCUUUGUGAAAGGUUUACUGAAGCUAAUUUUUGGAUUAAGUCGAGUUAAAAAACCCAGAAAUAUGUGAAAAUAAAACCAUGCUAACCUGUUUGGCCUUUGAAUGGACAAAAAAUGAUCUUCUAAAGGCUAAUAAAAUUUAUACAAUGUUUCCCCAAUAUAAAUGUUUCAUAUAUGAAGUGUUAAAUGAAGGUAAUAGACAUUUCAAUACUCUUUAAAUAUCUUAACACUUCACUGUUCAAGUUGUGUUAACUGGUUAUUUAAUGUUGACCUUGAAGAGAAAUAUAUCAGCAGCAUUGAUGCCUAGACUGAAUACCAAAUGAUAUUUGGUUUUCUCCAGAUUCUUCAAGAGAACAGUUUUGCUUCAGUUUGUAUCCUUUGAAACAUUGCUACGACCAGUGAUGCCAUUCAUUAUAAAAUGUACCAGUAUAUCUUUGAGAUAAUCUUAUUUGGUGCAUUUGUUUACGAAUGAAUAUAUUUUUAAUGCUGGCCUUUAAAAAAGGUUUACAUUGGACAUUUUUAUCAAACAAUUAGAAUUUGUUUUCAUCAGAUUAUCAUUAUGUUUUUCAUUAAUGUGUAAUAUUCAUUAGACAAACACAUCACUGCUUUUAAGAUAUGAUCAGCAAAACAUGUUCAUGAUUCAUUAUGUAUUAACAGGUCAAUGUCUUAGCAAGGAGGUUAUAUUAGAAGGAGAGAGGACGAAAGACGAUAAUUACACAUAAAAUGUUACCGACUUUUCUGUAAGUGGGUGUUAAUUAGUUGGGAUUGACUCUGUCACAGAGAGAGAUUUUGUCAUAAUUACAUACCCGAGUAAGAACGGAAACACCCGAGGUGUCAUAAACUGGGAUAUAUACAAUUAUUGAAAUGUUAAUUUUUUGUGAUAUUUUUUAUUAAGUAAUUAAAAAUUAAAAUGUUAUGUUAAAAGUAAACUUAUUACCAAUAGAAAUAAAACGAAUAUCGGUCUCAUUGCCGUCAAUGUUAAUAUCAACAGUCAUAACAGAAAGUCACUUUGACGUUGUUUCCGAUAAAUUUCUCUAUGUUUCAAUUGCAAAUUUUCCUUCCGGUCGUUACCGGUCACCGUAGCUAAAGUACUUUGCAUAUUCGUAUAUUUUCUAUGAUUAUUACCUGCCAAUUCUCAUAAGCAGGAAUUGACCGGUGAAGCGAAAAUCUUUGUUUAAAGCAAUGUAGUGUUGAAUAAAAAUCGCUCACUAACUUUCCUUUAAACCCUCAUAACUUUGUCAUUUCUUUAUCUUUUUUCACCGUAGACAGACGGUUGAUUUUGAAAUUGCCCGUCAAAUCUUUUUCCAAAUCAUAAACACCUAUGCACUGCACUGUAACUAAAAAUACACCUGAACUUUAAUGACCCAGUCACUGAUAACAAUCACGUGACACAUGCGAUUUAUCUAAUAGUCCGAACUACUCGCGGUAACAGCCCGGUACAUCAGAGGGCCAUGUCAAGUGGGUGAUAAACAUGUCGGUUUCUUUAUAAUUUUAUCAUUUUUCUCUGAUCGAACUGCUAUCCUGGGGAUGCUAAUUUUGUAUCAAGCAGAGUGUUCACUCUCCUUCUAUAUAACCUCCUUGGUCUUUGUGAAAAUUCUUAUUGAGCUCAAUGAGUUUGACAUUAUGUGAAACUAAUUAUAUUUUUAAAUAAGUGUUCUUCAUAUUUGUUCUGCAUUAUUUAUUUAUUGUAUUGUAAAAUUAAAUUAUUAAUGAUGUAUUUCUUAUAUUAAUGAAUGAAUUUGAUUAAAUUAAAAUAAACUGUAUUUA